Molecule: messenger RNA, 447 nt
Organism: Caenorhabditis remanei
Lineage: Eukaryota; Metazoa; Nematoda; Chromadorea; Rhabditida; Rhabditidae
Exons: 3
Coding region: 1-447 (148 amino acids)
Biological process (GO): protein lipoylation; glycine decarboxylation via glycine cleavage system
Cellular component (GO): cytoplasm; glycine cleavage complex; mitochondrion
Source: RefSeq, a predicted model, not a curated record
AUGAGCUUCCUCAACCGUCUGAUUCCAGCUGCCACCGCUAGAACUGCAGUUCGAUUUGCUUCCUCCGGACGGUACUACACCAAGAAACACGAAUGGAUCACAGUCGACAAGUCUGUCGGAACAGUUGGAAUCACCGAUUUUGCUACGGAGCAACUGGGAGAUGUUGUCUUCAUUGAGCUUCCGGAAGCAGGAGCUGAGAUCGAAAAGGGAGAGUCAACAGGAGCUGUGGAGAGUGUGAAGGCCGCAUCGGACAUCUAUGCACCAGUCAGUGGCAAAGUGCUCGAGAAGAAUACGAAGCUGGAAAAUGAGCCAGGAAUUAUCAACAAGAGUCCAUUGGAGAAGGGAUGGCUGUACAAAGUCGAGCUUAAGAGUGUCGAUCAAUUGAAGGAGCUUCUGAGCGAGGAGCAGUACAACACGUUCAAGGAGGAGGAAGAGGCAGCGCAUUAA